CUCACAUGUCUGUACUAAAAAAAAUCACAUUACGGUCCUGCUCCGUUUUUGACGAUAACAAACAAUUUCAAUUAACCAAAGCCAACUCGAUAACAACAAACUGAAUCCAGUUAGGGCCACUUGCGUUCCGUUACUUGAAACUCUAUUAAAUCGAAGAAAAAAAAAAUCAGUUGGCCUUCAUUAAAAUCCACUGCCGCAUAAACAAUUAAAUGAAAAAUCACGAAUUAUCGUUUACAAUAAUAAUUAUUAGGCUUGUUCGAAUAAAGUUGCCACUGUAGUCAAUUGUUUCCGAUCAUUGAAAAAAAAAAUCACGUUUUAUCGCGACACAGUACACAGAAAUGAACCUGAUCGAACGCCUUAGAGAAAUCGUCACGGUAGAACCGCUAAUCGCCUUAUUCCAGAUGGCGCUGUGCAUCUCCAAGCCGGCUCUGGACAAUUUGGAAUUUGAAAAAGCCUGCAGAGUGACCCUGCGCUACAAUUCGUCCGUAUGCGACGCCAUCUUGAGCGGUCACCACGCCCACUACAACCACGAAAACAAAGAGGUACAGACGGCCGUAGGGCGGAUGCACACGUGGCAACAGCCCGUCCAGAGUUUCGUCCCUUUGCUCCUGGUGCUGUUUUUGGGGUCGUUUAGUGACCGGCACAAGUGUAGAAAACCGUUUUUUCUUAUGCCCUUGGUGGGAGAAUUGCUCGGAGUAGUUGGUUGCAUCUUGUGCGUCCUCUACAUGUCCGCCCUGCCCCUAGAGGCACAGGGGGUGUUCCAAAAAAUCAUCCCCUCCUGGUUCGGAGGUCAAACCAUGGUCACCAUGGCCUCCACCUCUUUUAUAGCCGACAUAACUGCGAAAGAAAACAGAACGUUUCGCCUCGGUAUACUUCAGCUGGUGGUGAGCGUGGUACUGCCCACGGUACAUUCGUUUAGCGGGUUGUUUUUCGUGCACGCCGGGUACAUCACGGUGUUGGCCACCUCGGGUGGUUUGUACCUUAUCGCGCUCAUAUACGGGUGGUUUUGGAUAAAAGAGCCCGCGAGUUACGGAAACCGGACCGAAUGGUCGUUGAGCGAGUUAUUUCAUUGGAGUGAUGCCAAGGAUACGGUUGGUUUGUUGAUCAAGAGGGGGCAGUUGGUGUGGAUUUUGGUGUUAAUGGCUUUUUUACAUCGGGCCGCCUUUGAUGGUGAAAGUAACGUGCUGUACCUCUACACCCAAAACGUCUUCCACUGGACCCCCUUGGAGUUCAGCUACCUCCUCACCGCCACCUCCUUAAUGUCCUUGACAGGCCAACUGAUCGGCAUGCCGCUCUUCACUAAAGUAUUCCAUUUUAGUGACAUCACCAUUUUAUUUGUCACUGUACUUGAUAAAAUCUUCACCAAUUUAGUGUUCGGAUUGGCAAAGAAUUCUCGCAUAUUUUACAUCGGGGUUGCAGUCGGCAUUGUCACCAGAGUGUAUAGAACGGCGAAAAAGUCUUUGGCAACCAAAAUGGUGGAUUCAAGUGACAUCGGAAAGACCCAAUCACUAUUGGGGAUUAGUGAUGUGUUGGCCCCAGCACUUUUUGUGCCGAUUUACAAUUGGCUUUACUUGGCCACUUUUGACUUAUUUUCUGCCACAAUAUUUUUUUUUAGUAUGGUUUUAUAUGGGCUGUGUAUAGUGUGUACAGGGGUGUUGUUUUGGAAGAACAAAAUGAGGUCAUGAGAUGCAGCUUUUUGAUUACCAUUGGCUGUGAUUAAAUUAUAAUAGAUUUACCUCUAAAACUUGUAGUCUGGCACCGGUUUUGUUUGUUUCAUAUCACUUUUAACGGUAACAUUCUUAAUGUCUCUAGAAAACAGCUGGACCAGUUUUUUGUUCCUGAAAACGGUAGGCAUUUCAAUAUCAUGCUCCACUGCCCAUAAAAUAAUUUCCUUGCACUGCCUAAAGUCAGUUUGUCUAACUAAAAAUGGCUUUAAUUAAGACCGACUUAGUCUUUAAAGCAUAUGACACUUACAUGAAUAAUCCAGUAAAGCCACCAAUACUUUCCCAAUAUCAUUUCUACAAUUUAAUUGCAAUAAAACCUCUGUUAGCCUAUAAACAACUUCAGUUUGAUGGUGUCUUAAACAUACUUCAACAACUACUACAAUUUUAUCUGAUAUAACAUCCUUAAGCUUAGCAUAUUUUAGCAACAAGUCUAAAGCAAACUGCUGAUCUAAAAAAAAAAAUAAUUCCAAGAGCUUUUUUAUGAUUUGAAAAUCAAUUUAGUACCUGUAAACCAUUUACUCAGUAUGCACGACUGCCACAGACUAGCCAAUAUAAAAUAGUCAUUAUAUUCCAAAAUUAGCUCAUCAGAAAAGUUUAAUACGUUCACUAUCAUUGCUUCACUGUGAGUGUCCAUGCUCAGUGAUAUUAAGUGUUUUAUAAUGCUCCUAUAAGAAUAAUUUAAGCACUUUUUCAAUGUAUUACUGUCUAUUUGUACUAUAUUACCAAUAAAUUUACAGGGUUUUUAUGAUAACUUGCCUCACCUAAUAUAUCUUCUUAAAUAAACAUUUUCUCGAUAAACUUUACCAAACAUCUCCAAUGCUUUCACCACAUUCCCUUUAAUCCAAAUGGCUUGUGCAUCGUAAUGUUCAAAAUUACAAUUCUCCACUAAAAUAUCCGGGCGUAUUCUCCCACAUAAUUCGGCUACUUCCCUAAUACUAUCCUUAUCCCCACUGCUUGCACAAAUUGUUAAAGCUCUUAAAAGCAAACUUACCGAGGGAAUUUUAUUACAUUUUACACACUGUUUUAUCAGUUGUACCACCUUUGGAUGAUCUUCGUGGUUCAAUUCGUUAUAAAAUAAGUCAUUUAUUGCGUCCGAACUCAAUUGGGCCAACAAAUUAUCAGCAAGAGGGGUUUCUAUAACAGUUUGAUUCGAUUGUAUCUUUUUUCGUGCGAGCAGUUUACGUCUCUCCCAUAUGCCGCUUUUUCGCUCCAUCAUUUGGGUGGUAAAUUGAUCUAAGGUCUCCGAUUCAUCGUUUUUUGAAGACCAAUGCACUUGGGAGACAUUUAUGUGUAAAAAAGGCUGCAGUUUUUGCAAAACCAAGUAUCUUAUGUUGUAUAAGCACAGCAGGUUUUUACUGGUAUAUAGUGCCAUAACGGUGAAAGGAUUAAUAGGCUUAAAAACACCCCAUAAGUAGAUAUAAUCUUAAUUAUUAACGUUUUAAACUGAGAUGAAUUUAGGGGCUUUAAAUAAAUCAAAACAAAUAACUUUUAAA
Molecule: messenger RNA, 3217 nt
Organism: Anthonomus grandis grandis
Lineage: Eukaryota; Metazoa; Arthropoda; Insecta; Coleoptera; Curculionidae
Product: proton-coupled folate transporter-like
Exons: 6
Coding region: 339-1685 (448 amino acids)
Biological process (GO): transmembrane transport
Cellular component (GO): membrane
Molecular function (GO): transmembrane transporter activity
Source: RefSeq, a predicted model, not a curated record